AUGGAAGGGAUGGAGAAUGAUGAUUCCAGUGCUCCAGUCUCCAUUACUAGUGAAGAUGAUCGGAGUUGUGUUUCCGAAACUCCGGCGCUUGACUGUUUUGGUGUUGGCGUCCCUCCAGCUUCCCCCAAGCUUGACUACCCUCCUCUAGCAUCUCCGGCACCGCGAGAGCUCGAGCUGGAUUCUUCACUUCCACAGGCAUCCCCGGAGGAGUCCCUUUCCCUUGUGUCACUGGCCGAUAGUCCACUCUUCUGUCAGACACCUCAAUCCGGCACCAUCGACGCGUCUACUUUCCCCGCGGAUUCCAAGGCACCUUUCGUGCGUGGACAUCGCCGUCGCUCCACCCACGUUAGUCGUCGUGACCUUGAGAAAUUUAGAAAGGAAGUUCUAGGUAUUGUUGAAGACCCUUCUCUCUGGUGCGAGGAGGUUGGCGGAUCUCCAGCAAGCAUCAAUCCGUCUACGCUCGACGAAUUGAACUCUGCCUUCGCUUCCGCGAGUAUGUCCCUGAACAGCGGCAGUGGUAUUCCUAGCAACAACCCUGGUUCGGGCAUGUUCUCUAAUUACGUCGACAACACCGGUAACUCCGCAAAUUUGCCCAACGCUUCUCGUCAGUCGAUGUCCCCCGCCAUGCCGAGCCCCUCGACUCAGGUCAACGGUAGUGGAAUACCCGGUAUGAACGCUAGCAUACCUAUGAAUGCCGGCCAUCAAAUGGAUCUUCAUCAUCUGUAUGAGAUGGUGUUGGAGCUGAGUGAGGUUUUGAAGAACAACCGCGAGACGACCAAGAGCAUUGUAUCUACUGCGGAGGAAAUCAUGAAGCGUGCCUCUUCCGAAGGAACUACUCCCAGCUUGCAGCAGGUCAAUGGUGAAAUUUCCGGUAGGAAGCCAACUGCCCGUAUCGCCGAACUCGAACGUGCCCUCGCGAAGGAGAAGCGCCUUGUUGAGGUUUUGAAGCAGGAACAGGUCGAGAACACCAGACUGAUCGGUGAAUAUGAAGCAGCUGUUGGAACCAUGGUCGAACAGAUCCGCAACUACUGUCAGAACAACAACAUGAAUUUCCUUGCUCAGAAACGCCACUACAACAAUCUGCUCCAAGCCGAACGCGACGCUCAUCUGGAAAGUCGUCUCGACCGCGACCAUUGGCACUCUCAGACCAUGAAGUGCGCUGAGAUGAUCCGCACUGCCUACCGCCUUCGCUGCGAAGAGGAAGAGUUGCCCAUUCGCAUCGUCUCUGGUUUACAGAACGAGGUACGCGCGUAUCGCAAUGCCCUUGGUAUGGAGCCAGAGAAACCAGAGGAAGAGUACGGUUGGGAAAUUCUCAAGGAUGUGCCCCCAAGCGUUGACUAA
Aspergillus novofumigatus IBT 16806 is the source of this 1341-nucleotide messenger RNA. RefSeq lists its product as uncharacterized. Lineage: Eukaryota; Fungi; Ascomycota; Eurotiomycetes; Eurotiales; Aspergillaceae. The transcript has 3 exons. Bases 1 to 1341 code for a protein of 446 amino acids. The record is from RefSeq and is a predicted model, not a curated record.